CCUGAUUCUACCUAUAAAAGUAAUUUUGUAGCUGAAAUCUACUUAAAGCAAGUUUAUGUAACGUAGAACAAGGGAAUGCUGUUUAAACUUAAUAGGGUACAUUCAACCAACAUACAAUUUCAAUUUCUAGAGCUUGGGAUGGACACAUUUAACACAGCCCAAGACAUAGAGGGCGGUAUAGAGUUGUGUCAUCUACAAGACAACUUCUCUUAAGGACAGAAAAUAAAAAGAACACCUGAGGACAUUUGAAAUGAGAAGCAGCUGGAAGUGGUGUUUGUCGUUUGGUACAACUCAUUUAGCCAGCUUAAAAAUUGUCACAAUGGCUUGCACAAAGAACAUAGGGCUUCGAGUACUUUUUGGAAAAGAUGAUGCACACAAAAUGUUCCUUCCUAAUGGCUUGCCUGCAUCCCUGGAUGAUAUGCUUGAGAAAGUAAAGAUGACUUUUAAUUUGAGAGGAAACAUAAGGCUGCAGUACUUGGAUGCUGAUUUUGGUGAAUUUGUUAAUGUAACUGACAUUUCUGAAAUACAACAUCUUGGGACCAUAAAGGUAAUUCAGCUACAGGAUGAAAUGUUUCCAGUGCAAGAAUUAGGCUCUUCAGCCACCUCAGGAUUGACCAUGGAGAUGGAUGACGUUACAUCUGAAAUUUCAUGCAAUACAGAAUGCAGCACAGAAAGCCCAAACAUUUCACAUCCUGAGUCUGUUUUGUCCAGAACCCAUCCAUGGCCAACAAAUUUCCCAAUCCCGUGCUUCUCAUAUGAGACUGAGCUUCAAUUAGAAAGGGGAAAUGCUGAAUAUCAAGCUAAUAAGAAGGUGUUGACUGUUGGGUCGAAGAUGAAAAGUGACAUUCUACAAAAAGUGGCAGAACAAAUCUACAAAUUUAAAGCAUAUCCAUUAGACACUGAUUUUAGUGAGGUAGCAGAGGCGUUAGUGGAGAGACAUCCUUGCCUAAAGGAGCCCGGUUCCUGUUGUGGAUCCUAUGGAUGGAAGCAGAGGCUAAAAUUUAAAAUGGCCAACUACAGAACCAUGCUGAAAUUACAUGGCUGUGCCGAAAUUAAUAUUAAUUCACUAAAAGCUAAAGGUAAUGAAGAUGCUCACCCAUCUAAGAAUAUUAAAAGACCAAGACGAGCAGAGGCAAACUACUGUCCUAGUCUGCCAGUUGGUGAAACAAGAGAGAGCCUUGAAAAACUGCGGAUAACUCUUUUGAAUGAAGCGAAGAAAAAAAACAAUGAUAAAGUAAUUCGUGAAAUUAUGGCAAAGACUUUUGCCUAUAGGCGUUAUGAAAUCGUCACAGAACAGCCAAACAUAGCAGAUUUUAUGAAUAGAUGGCCUACUCUGUUCCAGGAGAAUGAGAUCAAUGCAGAAUUUCUCCGCAUCACAACAGUCCCCCUUCAGAUUCGAUUCUUUGCAGAAUUAGACAGACUUUCCACAAAUCUUGUAAAAGUUAUCAAAGGCAGAGGUGGAGCCAUUCGUUCCAAAACUAGCCAAUAUGUGUUGGCAUUUGAUGAGACUAGUGACAUAAAUAUAAGGAGAGAGUGUAUCCUUAGAUCCAUCAUUCUCUACCUUGGUGAGGAUGACAAAAACCUGAUAAAAGACUACAUGGAUAUACAAGAUGAGCAGGAAUCAGAUGACCUCUCUAAACAGACAAUGGCCAUCUUUGUGAAACGAAAACCAUGAAGCGACUUAAUGCUGCGUUCCAGGCAUGUUUUUGAGCAUGUGAACUACGACUUCAAAACCACGACUCACGACUCUGAACUGGGAGUAUGCGUUCCAGGCAGCCUGUAACCCGUGUUUUUACAACCUUCUACCUGUAAAAGUGCACUGGAACGGGAGUCAAAUCCGUGACUUCCUACCCGUGAACUCGUAUUAGAUCGUUGUACUCCCAGUUCAGAGUCCUGAGUCGUGGUUUUGAAGUCAUGAUUUACGGGUUACAGGUUGCCUGGAACACAGCAUAAGACCCAGGCUGAGCUGACAUAACUAUCCAGUACUGCACAAAGCAAGCGAUUCCCCGAAUUCACCAGGAUGCCCAAAAUCACGAGGCACCCACAAAGCCCAGGAGGACAACUCAGCCCCUCACUGCCCCCCAUUCCCUUCACUAUUGUUAAUAAAAUGCCCCACUUUUGCAUUUAAGCAUAUGUCUGUGUCCUACCUCCUUACUGCCCUGCUAAAAUAAAAACUGAUUAAAGUGCUUUUUAAAGAAUGUAUUGGAAGCUGUAAAUGAGAUUUCACUUUGUAACAUAAUUUCUGUACUAAAGUAAAAAUUAUUUUUAUGCUAUGCAUAACGUUACAUAAGAGUGAAAACAUAUUUUAAUUUUAUUAAAUAAAUUACCUUGCAUCAAAGUAAAAUAUUGAUUUGAGGUUAUGCUACAUAUGAUGUUACAUAAAAAUGAAACUAUAUUUUGAUUUUAUAAAAGAAAUUACCUUACAUGAAAGUAAAAACGUGAUUUGAAGUUAUGCUACACAUGAAUUUACAUCAAAAUGAAACUGUAUUUUGACCUUAUAAAAGAAAUUACCUUAUAUGAAAGUAAAAACUUGAUUUGAAGUUAAGCAACACAUGAAUUUGCAUCAAAAUGAAACAGGAUAUUUGCAUUAUAAAAUAAAUGACCUUACAUCAAAGAAAAAAGAUAAUUUCAAGUUAUGCUACAUAUGAAGUAACAACAAAAUGAAACUAUAUUUUGACCUUAUAAAAUAAAUUACUUUACAUCAAAGUGAAAACAUGUU
Molecule: messenger RNA, 2719 nt
Organism: Paramisgurnus dabryanus
Lineage: Eukaryota; Metazoa; Chordata; Actinopteri; Cypriniformes; Cobitidae
Source: RefSeq, a predicted model, not a curated record